Messenger RNA from Rubroshorea leprosula, 605 nucleotides. The record is from the annotation of a GenBank genome assembly. Lineage: Eukaryota; Viridiplantae; Streptophyta; Magnoliopsida; Malvales; Dipterocarpaceae.
CAUCAGCCCCACACUCUCCUCUCCUUCCUCUCCAAAUUUCCCAAUCCAAAUAGGGACUAAAGAUUUUCACUGUUUUGUUUCGAUCAAGCUCCAACAGAAAAAUAAAUCAAACGGAAGCAAAAAACAGAUCGCAGGCAGAUUUCACGCGCAGCAAACAACCAAACAAUAAUGAGAAAAAAACAUCUCCAAAAUACUUUCAUUAACAUCAUCAUUUACAAAAACGUAGAAAAAAAAAACAUAUAUUUUCAGAGAAAAUAAAUGGCGGAGAUUUGGGUGACCGAACUGAGGGCGAUCCGGGGUACCCAACCACCGCCCCGGAUCUUUCCUCCUCACCGCUACCUAAGAUUCCUCUGUUCGAAUGUAUACCUAAUAGGAGACGGUGCAGCAGAGAUGACGGAAAACCGAGAGGGCCAGCUAUUGAGAAGGGAGAGGAGGAUACCCAGAGUCUGUCUGUCAGGCUGCUGUAAGGCGGAGAAAAUGAUCUGUGGCUGAAGGGUUGUGCAAUGUGGAUAAAAAAAAAAAAUGGCCCAGAGGGCUGAGAUCGGUGAUGUAAGAGGUGAUGGUGGUGAGAUGAUGAGAAUCGUUCCUGUGGUGCUUGGACAGCG